Messenger RNA from Gadus macrocephalus (Pacific cod), 4377 nucleotides. RefSeq names its product ttk protein kinase (gene ttk). Gene Ontology annotation, molecular function: protein binding; protein serine/threonine/tyrosine kinase activity; protein serine/threonine kinase activity. Gene Ontology annotation, cellular component: kinetochore; nucleus; spindle. Bases 129 to 3197 code for a protein of 1022 amino acids. The record is from RefSeq and is a predicted model, not a curated record. Gene Ontology annotation, biological process: meiotic spindle assembly checkpoint signaling; protein localization to kinetochore; peptidyl-serine phosphorylation. The transcript has 23 exons. Lineage: Eukaryota; Metazoa; Chordata; Actinopteri; Gadiformes; Gadidae.
GAGCGGAUAAAGGGAGACCAAGCCAAUCAAACGCAGUUUAGGGCGUGUCCUGAGGAAAGUGGCAAGUUUGAAAACUGGAUAAACAGACAUUUGAAAAGACUUCUGCCGAGGUUACAAACCGUAAAACCAUGGAGGAAGAGGAACACACUGACCGUGAGCAGCAGCGUGCCAUGUUUUUUAGAAAACUAGACAAAUUAAAGAAGAAUCUUAACGAAGAUGACACUGACAAUAUUAACCAGGUCAUUGGUUCAAAUUCUCCUGAAUCUUGCCUGACAUUCCUACUGGACCUGGAGAAAAAGAGUGACCCCAAUUUGGACCAUAACCAUCUUACCCGACUGCUGGAUUUUCAUACCAGGGUGUUCUCUAGUUUACCAAUGCGAAAGCACUGUCUAAAUGAAAGCUAUGCAAGAUUGCUGGUUAGGUAUGCCGAGCUGGAAGCAAUACAAGAUGUCAAUGAAGCAGAAGCCCAUUUCAUUGUGGCAACAUCUCACAGCCAGAACUUUGCGUUUGUCCACAUUGCUUAUGCAAACUUUGAACACGCUCAAGGCAACACAAGGAAAUCCAUUAACAUUUUGCUAAAAGCUAUGGAACUGAAUGCAAAACCCAAAGACUUGCUGGCUCUUGUGCUAAAGAAACUUCAAAAAACAACAGUGGAUAAAGAAAACCUCCAAGUGAAUACUUUCAAUGAACCUGUUCAACGUGGCUCUGAAUAUGAAAAAAUGGGCAGCAAAUCAGACGGUACAGGAGAAUUUCAGCUGUCCAGUAAUUUGGGUUCAGGGACAGAAUAUUCCUGCCCAUCAUCAGAUGAUCAACAUCCUGGGUGGAGGUCAGGCUCUCACCACAAGAGAACUGGUCUUGGCUUGCCAGGGAGAGUCCCUAUCAUUCCUUAUCCUAUCGCUGAGCUGGGCAGUGAUGAUGGCGAAGGGAAUUCUUCAAGGAAAAGUGAUGCAUUCAUCCCAAACAGCUUGUCAAGGCAAACUUCUGGUUCGAGUUCCAGUGCCAUGGGUACCCUAACAUCUGCCAAAAAAUUUACAGUAGGCGGAGAUUUCCUGAACUUCAAACGCCCUGAUGUGAGUCCAGAGAUGCAGUGUUGGAAAGACCAGGCCUCAGUGGACUCCACCCCCCCCUUCCACAGACAGGGGCGCGGCAACGGGUCAAGAAUGGAAGACAUCACAUUGACUUUUAAUCAGAUGGUCAGCUCAAAUUCUCCAAAAUCCUGUUGGGAUUAUUUGCUGAAACUGGAGAAGACUGGCAACCCACAGACAGACCGCACGCUCCUGACUCAACUCAAGGACUGCUAUGCUAAAGUAUUCUCCAGACUGCCAAUUGAACAGUACACCAAGAACGAGAGCUAUGCCAAGAUACUAGUCAGAUAUGCAGAACUCAAGGGGAUUGAAGACUCAGAUGACGCAAAGGACCAUUUCAUAGUUGCAAGAUCCAACUGCAAAUACUUUGCCUUUGUUCACAUCGCACAUGCACAGUUUGAAGCCUCUCAAGGCAACAUCAAAAAAGCAACAUCAAUUCUGUCGAACGCCCAGGCACUAAACGCAAAGCCACCCAGGCUUCUUGAGUUGGCGCUGCAAAACCUUAAGGCCGGGGCAAAGAGGCUCGUACCAAAAGAAGAAGAGGACGAACAGUCCCCGGUUGGGGUCCAGUUCCAGAGUCAGGGUCUAUCAGGUUUUAUACCUCGACCGCUGGACUCCAUCCCCAUACCCGCCCUCCAUGUUCCCAUACCCGCCCUCCAUGUUCCCAUACCCGCCCUCCAUGUUCCCAUACCCGCCCUCCAUGUUCCCAUACCCGCCCUCCAUGUUCCAAUACCCGCCCUCCAUGUUCCCACACCUGUCCUCCCUAUUCCCACACCUGUCCUCCCUAUUCCCACACCUGUCCUCCCUAUUCCCACACCUUUCCUCCCUAUUCCCACACCUGUCCUCCCUAUCCCCACGCCUACCCUCCCUAUCCCAUCCAGAAUACACCCAUCCAUGGUCUGGCAGACUCCCAAUAACCAGAGGGAGCCCUAUGCAAACAGCUUUGUCACUCCUAGUGUAAGGAAGGACCCACCUGAUGUGGCUUUCUCAGCAUCGCAGAGUGCAUGCGCGGCCCGACCACCCUCCACCCCUGUAAACCAGGUGUCAUAUUCACACAUCCAACAGAAUGUCAUGAAGGCUCUAUCAAACGAAUCAAUCACCAUUAAAGGCAAAGAGUACUUCAUCCUAAAGAUGAUUGGCCAAGGUGGAUCCAGCAAGGUUUACCAGGUCCUGGACCACAAGAAGCAGUUGUACGCAGUGAAGUGUGUGAACCUUGAGGAGGCUGACCCCCAGACCGUGGAGAGCUACAAGAAUGAGAUUGAGCAUCUGAUGCGCCUACAGCAGUUCAGUGACCAAAUCAUCAAGCUGUAUGACUAUGAAAUAACCGACCGCUACAUCUACAUGCUGAUGGAGUGUGGGAACCUGGACCUGAACACUUGGCUACGGAACCGCAAGAAGGUCCUCCCGCUGGAGAGGAAGUUCUACUGGAAGAACAUGCUGGAGGCGGUCCACACCAUCCACAGCCACGGAAUCAUCCACAGUGACUUGAAGCCUGCCAAUUUUGUCAUUGUGAACGCCUCCCUGAAGCUGAUUGACUUUGGCAUCGCCAACAGCAUCCAACCAGAUGUAACAAGCAUCAUGAAGGACUCUCAAGUAGGAACCCUGAACUACAUGCCCCCUGAAGCGAUUAAAGAUACGUCAUCCCAACCUGGGAAAGCCAGCUCUAAGAUCAGUCCGAAAGGUGAUGUGUGGUCACUUGGCUGCAUACUGUACUGCAUGACCUAUAGACGCACCCCUUUCCAAAGUAUAACCAAUCAGAUCGCCAAGCUGCAAGCCAUCAUUGAUCCCUCUCACAAGAUUGAAUUUCCUGACAUUGCGGAGCGGGAUCUGCUGGACGUGUUGAAGAGAUGCUUGGUUCGUAACCCAAGGGAGCGGAUCUCUAUUGCGGAGCUUCUGGAGCAUGCAUACCUGCAGCUUGAUUCCCAGCCGUCACCUGAGACAAGACUUCCGAAUAGUGAUUUGGAAAGAAUCCUGACGGAACUGGCAGCACUCAACUCUCCCAACAGCAUUGUCAGAGCUGCUAAUAACCUGGCAAAGAUGUGCAACAGUGGCAGAAGGCUGGACGUGGCCGAGUGUGUAAAGUCAUCCAGCCAACUAUCUUGGAAGAUGUGAUAUUUUUUGGUGCACUUUUCUUUUUUUUUCUACUUAGCUCAUUCUCUGUAAAUUUAUAUCAAAGACAUUAUAUCUAGUAGGUUGCGUUUCUAACGUCCAUUUUUUUUCAUUUCUUUUUUUCAUUGAUAUAACUUUUCUGCUCUUAACUUUUUUACCUUCUUCCUCCUCAUUGCUGCAAAGUAUAGUUCCAACUUACCAUAAUGUAUUCAGCCCGCACUAUUUCUUCAAAUUAUUCAAAACGGAAAGUUUUCUUACAUCCUGUGAUAAGUAACCACAUAUUUAAAUAAACAUACUUUGUUUAUUUUAUUUGCCGAUUUUCUAAAGUGAAAUUGAAUGCACAUAGUAUCAGUGUAUUUCUAAAUGGAAGUGUUUGAUUAAACUACACAUUUUAUUUUUAUUUUGUGAUGUAUAAAUAAACGCUAAUAUUUUCUCAGUUCAAAAGCUAAGUAAGGCAAGGCAAGGCAACUUUAUUUAUAUAGCACUUUUCAUACACAAGGCAGACUCAAAGUGCUUCACAUAUAAACAUUGUCAUACAAUAAAAUAAAAUAAUAGAUAAGUAAAAGAAAACAUAAUAUGCAAAGAAAUGGGUAAAAUAGAAAGUUAAAAAGGCAUUUUAAUAUUAGAAAAUAAAGGCAAAGUUAAAAAAAAGCUUUUUAGAAAGUGCAAUGUAUUUAAGAUUUAGCAGAAAGCUAAAGCAUUCAUAAAAGUCUUCAGUCUUGUUUUAAAGGUGCACAGAGUUGGGGCAAAUCCUCUGGGAGUUUAUUCCAGCUAUUUGUUGCAUAGUAACUAAAUCCUGCUUUCCCAUGUUUCGUGUUUACUCUGGGAAUAAUUAACAGAUUGGUCUCCGAGGAUCUUAGUGGUCUAGAAUGCUUAUGUAGUGGAAGCAUAUCAGUUAAAUAUUUUGGGCCUAAACCAUGUAGGGAUUUGUAGGUUAGCAACAUGAUUUUAAAAUCAAUUCUCUGACCUACAGGAAGCCAAUGUAACGAUUUCAGAAUUGGUGUAAUAUGUUCAAAUUUUUUGGUCUUUGUUAGAACUCUAGCAGCAGCAUUCUGAACAAGCUGAAGCUUCCUCAGUUUGUUUUGGGAGACCUGUAAGGAGACCAUUGCAGUAAUCAAGCUUACUAGUGAUAAAGGCAUGUACACGUUUUUGUAAGUAAAUGCACAAUGUUGAAAGAAGCCAA